AAACCACAGGCAAAAGAAAAAGAAAACCUGAUAAAAUUGAACAUGGCCAGAUCAGAAUAUGAUUAAAAAUAAAAAAGGCCAUUGAAAAUUACAAGAUUAGUGGGUUUUUGAUUGAUGGGAAAUUCAUUUGUUUGAGGGAGUUUUAAGAGAGAGAGACCUGCAGUUUUUUUUCAAUCGAGAUAAGGCAACAUGGGAUUUCAUGGUAGGCUCAGCAGCAAUGAAACUAGGGUAAAUAGCAGGUUGUGUAGUUUCUGUUCACAAAAGGGGCGUUACUGUGACAUUGCAGAGGCCCCAUUUGAGGAGAGGAACAGAUUGAUUGCAAUUAGAGAUCAAGUGAAGGAAGUUGAGAACUCCUUCGUGUUUUUACAGAGAAUGAGUUCUUGGCAGCAGAUGGAUAGGCAAGCAGCAUUCAACAGUUUGGAAGAAAGCAAGCAAAAUCUAGUAGCAAAGGUGGCAGAAUAUAAAGGAAGAAGGAAACUUGAUGUGCUGACAGAACUAAAUGCAUGUUUUGGCAGUGAAAAUAAUGUCCCUUUCAAUUGGGAUUUUAGAGAGAGGUUGAAGAUAAUGUCUGAUGAACCUACAGGUGGAGUUCACAGCACAAGGUUUCUCACUAACUGCAUAAGAAAAUUGCUCUUCUCAUGGAAAUGGCAAAAAGUUGUUGGAAUUGCAGUGAAACUGGUUAUGGUUUCUGCGAGCAUUUCUUUUGUAAUUGCUGCUUGUAAAACCAGGCAACUAUUGUACACCAGCUCAACCAAAAUGAUUCCAUUUUUGGUCUCCAAAGAAGCAGGAAAAAUUGACGGUCUAUUAACCUUCUCAAAGAUCCCUCUUGAUGUUUUUUUUUUGGUAGGGGAUGAUUGUUAAUCUUUUUUUGUUUUGUUUUUAUGUCUCUCAUACAUGUAGUUAUCAAGAAACGUUUAGAGAUUUAUUUUUUUAUUAAUUUACAAGUGUAAUUGUUGUGAGAUAUAAAUUCAUAGCGCAAUCAGACCGAUUGUCACUAGACUAAAUAAUCAUUAGUGAAACGUCUUGAUAUCGAAUAUCUUUCGUUUUUUAAUAUAAUAUUUUUUCAUA
Molecule: messenger RNA, 1068 nt
Organism: Malus domestica (apple)
Lineage: Eukaryota; Viridiplantae; Streptophyta; Magnoliopsida; Rosales; Rosaceae
Source: RefSeq, a predicted model, not a curated record